AACACUCCUGCGACGGAUUGAACGAAUUUGCGGAAUUGAUCUAUCUGGAAGAAAAGAUAAAGAAGAGAAUGACCCGUUUUCGCCCAUGUAUUGAUUUGCAUGCGGGCCAGGUCAAGCAGAUCGUUGGCGGUACGUUGACCUCCACACCGGGGGAAUUGAAGACGAACUACAUAUCCUCCCACCCGGCCGGAUAUUUCGCGAAGCUCUACAAGGAACAUGGCUUGGCGGGCGGACAUGUUGUGAUGCUUGGAGGAGGCAAUGAAGAGGCCGCAAGGGAAGCGCUGGCCGCCUGGCCUGGGGGGUUGCAAGUCGCCGGCGGCAUUAAUGACAAGAAUGCACAAUAUUGGAUAGAAGCUGGCGCCGAGAAGGUGGUUAUUACAUCCUACCUGUUUCCCGAGGGGCGGUUCUCUCUUGAUCGAUUACAGACGAUACUCUCCGCACUUGGGAAUGACAAGUCUAAGUUGGUACUAGACUUGAGUUGUCGGAAGAAGGGAGACUCUUGGUUCGUUGCCAUGAAUAAGUGGCAGAAGAUAACGGAAAUGGAGAUCACGCAAGAGACCAUCGCAAUGCUCGAACCAUACUGCUCCGAAUUCCUCAUUCAUGCUGCGGAUGUGGAGGGCCUGCAGCAAGGAAUUGACGAGGCGCUGGUGUCAAAAUUGGCCGAAUGGUGCACCAUCCCAGUAACUUAUGCCGGUGGCGGAAGGAAUCUGGGAGACCUCGACCGUGUCAAGUCAAGUAGUGGAGGUAAAGUGGACUUGACGAUUGGGAGCGCUCUAGAUAUAUUUGGCGGCUCUGGGGUUACUUUUUCGGAAUGCGUGGAGUGGAACAAGGCGAAUGGAAGCUAGAAAAUUUCGUACCGCCCUUAACGAGAAACGACCAAAAUUCUAGAAUUUGAAAACGUAUUCACCGUAUAUUAGGGGCGCAUGUAAUUCAAUAGCGAUUGGAGAUUCCAUACGCAGUAUGUCACCAUUGCGAGCACGUUCAUCAUUGAUGGUCACAAUCGGGGAGCUUUUAGCUAGGCUUAGCUGCAAGACAAUGAUCUCAUCUUGUCAAGAAGAGCUAUACUCAAGGAAAUAACUGAUGGGUCCGAGUGAGAUCCUGUAGGCUACUGGGGCAAAAGAGCUCAGUCACCACCAGCGCACUGCUGGUAGAAGGGCCGAUCAACCCGGGACCCCCAACAGAUCCAGAGCUACUUAAGUAAGUCUAGGCCCCCAUGCGCGAUCCUUGUAACAGGAGAUUUAUAUUGUAGAAAGCAAGGAGGAUAGUUUAUAUAUAUACAGAAUAUCAGUUAACCUCCUUUCUACACUUAAUUUACGCAAUUG
This is a messenger RNA of Blastomyces gilchristii SLH14081, 1322 nucleotides long. RefSeq names its product 1-(5-phosphoribosyl)-5-[(5-phosphoribosylamino)methylideneamino] imidazole-4-carboxamide isomerase. The coding region runs from base 69 to 845 and encodes 258 amino acids. NCBI's taxonomy places the organism in Eukaryota, Fungi, Ascomycota, Eurotiomycetes, Onygenales, Ajellomycetaceae. Gene Ontology annotation, biological process: L-tryptophan biosynthetic process; L-histidine biosynthetic process. The transcript is spliced from 3 exons. Gene Ontology annotation, molecular function: 1-(5-phosphoribosyl)-5-[(5-phosphoribosylamino)methylideneamino]imidazole-4-carboxamide isomerase activity. Gene Ontology annotation, cellular component: cytoplasm. The record is from RefSeq and is a predicted model, not a curated record.